Molecule: messenger RNA, 6226 nt
Organism: Bradysia coprophila
Lineage: Eukaryota; Metazoa; Arthropoda; Insecta; Diptera; Sciaridae
Gene: slgA
Product: proline dehydrogenase slgA
Cellular component (GO): mitochondrion
Molecular function (GO): proline dehydrogenase activity; FAD binding
Source: RefSeq, a predicted model, not a curated record
UCAGUCACAUCAGUUCCGUCAAUCGUUCAUUACGUGUUCAUCUAAGCAACUCGCAGGUUGCCGGUUUACGGGUUGUCAUUUGAAAAAAGAAUAGAGAAAAUUUUAACAGCAGAAAAUUUUGUGUGAAUUUGUUCAAUUUUGUGUAUCAUAAACCGGUGCAUUCAAACAGUGAUACCGGGUGUAAAUCGCUUGUUUUGUGACGAAAUAAAAUAAAUUUUUAAGGAAAUACCGAAAAAAGAUUUCUUGAAUUUCGCAUAUUGGUAAUGGCCUUCCUGCGUUCGGUUACCCGUUGGAAUUCAUUUGUGUCGAAAAAAAUACAUCUUCAGAGUAGUGCGGACAUCAAUGCAAAAUUUUCGAGAUCGCAAUUGCUGGCUAGCCAUCGAUAUUACAAUGAAUUGAAACGUGAAUUAAAUACGCGAUUCAAUUCGUCGAUUGCAUCGGCAACCACUGCCCAUAAGCCACAGCCAAAGGCCGGCCAAGAUGGAAAAGGAGUGUCACCGAAAGACCCAUUGGAUCUGUCGUUCAACAAUCCGAAUGCAGCUUUCAAAUCGAAAACUACCGGGGAACUGCUGCGAGCCUAUAUUGUCUACCUACUAUGCUCGUCCACAUAUCUUGUGGAUAACAAUUUGAAGCUCAUGAAGGUGUUCAAAGCGUUGAUGGGAGAGAAACUAUUCGCACUGAUGAUGAAGCAAACAUUCUACGGGCACUUUGUGGCUGGUGAAGAUCGUCAUAAAAUCAUACCAACUCUGGAACGACUACGUUCGUUCGGAGUGAAACCCAUUCUUGACUACUCUGUGGAAGAAGAUCUGUCCCAGGAAGAGGCCGAAAAACGUGAAGUUGAAUCAAUUUCGAUUCGACUGAACACAGCUCGAUUAAUGAUCGUUGACCGUCUGUUUGGAAGUAGCGAUAGCCGAUCAUCAACAUCAGAAGCGCCACCGCCACCACCGGCGGCCACCUCAAACAACAAAGCAUUGCCGCAAUAUACAGUUGACAAGACAUUCGCCGAUCGGCGUUUUAAGGUUAGCAGUGCUAGAACCUACUUUUACUUGAACGAAGCGACUUGCGAACGAAAUAUGGAAAUUUUUAUCAAAUGUUUGGAGGCUGUGUCGGUAUAUGAUAUGAAACUUCCAAAACGGUUUGAUAGUACUGGAGCCACUUUUGGAACUGGAAUCACAGCGAUCAAACUUACUGCUUUGGGUAGACCACAACUACUUCUCCAAAUGUCCGAAGUAAUCACCCGUACCCGGCAAUAUAUGAUGGAAUUGGUUGGUGGCCAAGGUAACGUCAUGACCCACCACAAAACGAUCAAAGAUCUCGAACAAUACUACAGUUCAAUAAGUGACAAUAAAGAUGUCAAAGAGUUCUUGAAGAACAUUACAUCCGACAAAGAAGGUAUUCUACAUUUGUUCCCAUGGUCUGGUAUUGUUGACGACAACGCUCAAUUGAGCGAAACGUUCCGUGUUCCUGAUCCGAAAACCGGACAAAUGCGACGACUGACUUCACAAAUUCCGCCCAAAGAAGAGGAAAUGUUCCGAAACAUGAUUCGUCGGCUGAAUACAAUUGCUAAGGCCGCUGAAGAGCUAGACGUACGCAUAAUGAUUGACGCCGAACAGACUUACUUCCAACCGGCUAUUUCCCGAAUUACUCUCGAAAUGAUGCGCAAAUACAACAAGGAAAAGGCAAUCGUCUUUAACACCUACCAAUGCUACUUGAAGGAAGCAUACAAUGAGGUUUGCACCGAUUUGGAGCAAGCCAAACGACAGAAUUUCUUCUUCGGAGCGAAGCUUGUCCGUGGUGCUUACAUGGAACAGGAACGAGCCCGUGCAUUGGCCUUAGGCUACAGUGAUCCGAUAAAUCCUGAUUAUGAAGCGACCACGCAAAUGUAUCAUAAGACUUUGACCGAAUGCUUACGACGCAUUAAGGUAUUGAAAGACCAGGGAGAGGAAGCCAAUCGUAUUGGCAUCAUGGUCGCAUCGCACAAUGAAGACACCGUUCGGUUUGCUCUGCAAAAAAUGGACGAAAUUGGCAUUUCACCGGAAGACAAAGUUAUUUGCUUUGGUCAAUUGUUGGGAAUGUGUGACUACAUCACUAUGCCAUUGGGUCAAUCCGGCUAUUCCGCCUACAAAUACAUCCCAUACGGCCCAGUCAACGAAGUAUUACCAUACUUAUCCCGACGUGCCGUCGAGAACAAGGGCGUUCUGAAGAAGAUCCAGAAAGAGAAGCGCCUGCUGCGCACCGAGAUCAUACGGCGAUUGAUUCGUGGUCAAUUCUUCUACAAGCCGCAAGGAAAAUAUAUUCCCAUUUAAAUUUGUGACACCAACGCUCGUCGUCACGACGACGGCUGGACAAAAGAUAUUAGUGAGAUUGGAUGGGGGAGGGAGUAUAACUUAGUGAAUUAUGUCAUGCGAUAAAAUUAAACGUUUUCUUUGUGUGUGUGUCACUCUACAAUCGUCGUAUAAAAUUUGAAAAGCAGACAGAAGAACGUUUUAAGCGUUUCGUGUGUGAGCCAUUAGUAAAUUAAUUUGAAUGGAAAAAAAAUAAUUUAGAAUAAAUAAGAGAAAGAGCCGAGGACGGGGAUUAAGAUACUGAGUUAAAUGGAUGUGGACAAUUACGGAGAUCGGGAGAGAGAGAAAGAGAGAGCGAAUGGAUGCUGAGUAAAGAUGUAAAUUUUUAGUAAUUUAAGACAAAUGAAAAGCUCUGUCGAUUCAAAUAUUUUGGGAAAAAUGUCAUCUGAAAAUGAAUUGAGUGUCUUGAAGGCAGUCUCUUUGCCGGACGUAUGUAUUUUCUUUUACAUUUACUUUGUUGUUACUUUAUUGAUAAAAAAUUACUGUUUUAAGUUGUUAUGUCUCUCCUCUUGCCGUAAAACAUCCGAUUCGAUUUACGUUACAUGAACUUGUGAUUAACGACAGUUUUUGUUCUCCCGUUUUUUAUAUAUCAAAAAUUUUUAGUAUUUCCGAGAGAGUAUUUCCCAUAAUGAAAACGAGUACGUCCACCUAUCGUUUGUUUUUUGUUUUUUGUUUUUUGUAUAAACUUAUAAUUUAGUUACUCUACGGAUUAAUAUGUCACUUCCGUCUUAUAAUUUAUUUUUAAUUUAAUUUUUAAAAAACAAAUCAUCCAACAACAGCAGCAACUCAUGGAGCUAAGAAUCUCGAAUAUAAUUUUAAUCAAAUUGACGGUACGGAGUUUUCUUUUUUCCAUCUUUUUUGCCCAUGGAAUUCGUUUUUCUCUUACCUUGAAUCCAUAAAGUCCGUUUCACUCAUCAUGCUAUGGACAGCUUUGAACACAACAAUUGUUACUACUGCUCUGUGAAGGUGGAACGUUUAUUUUCGAGGGUGCCUUGUGACAAGGGAGCAACUGAAGCCACGAGUUACUCGACAAAACUGUGUUUCACUUUAACUUCCGCAUCAUACACAAUACUUUUACAUGCCACAUUCGUCCUAGUACUACUCUCGACGCCCUUUGCAUGUAAAAUCCAUUAUAUAUAACUCGGGAUAAAACUGAAAAGUCUCUUUUCGUGUGUUUAUAGACCCCGGCUACGCCUCGGUUUAACCAAAUUCACACGAAAACUCGGCUUUUCAUUUUUUUUAUCAAUAGUCAUGUAAAACACUGGUGCUUAUCACUGGCGGGAAAAUAUAAAUUUUCUUCCAUCCGCUGAAACUUCGGAAGCCUUUGUUGUGAAAAAUGUUGUUCUUACAACGGGAAUACGUCGGAAAUUGAAUUUUCUCGCUAUGCUCUGGCACACAAACAACACUCGUAAUCCAAUUUUCAACUUUUUUCCCCUCUUGAUGAGCAAAUAACUAUUUCAUGCUUGCGGUGUGAUUAACCUUAUUUUGCCACGUCCAUAGGUGAUGAGAAAAUUGCGUUUUGUUGACGAUUGAUAUAAGGACGCUUCUAGUGAGAAACGUGCGGCACAUUCUUUCCCUUGGGGAGAAAAUCCAUUACCGAACUCGAUAAGGUAUUGUAAAGUUUCGUUUCCAUGUUUUAUUGAUCUCGGUUUCGCCUCGAUAAAGAAAAUUCACACGAAAACUGGACGUUUCAAUCAAUUAUCCUUAGUCAUGUUCGCUUAUUGACAAGAGUUUUCUAUCAAUGGACAAAUGACCGUUAGUUCAAACCGAGAUUGAUAAGAGAAAUGUUCGUAGACUUUCUCGGUUUUCAUACAUUUUUGACCCGUUGUAGUAACGUCAUAAGCUAAACAAAAUAUACCACUGCGUUGCGAUGGAGUUAUUUGAGAGAGUAAAUCAUGCUUCGGUUAAGGAAUCGUUUGGAGUAACACAAGAUUGAGUAUUUUAGUAUUUUUGUUUUACGCAUGGUCGCCCAAAACUUACUAAAGGUGUACAGGCACUGUAAGUAUCGAGCUGCUUCUCAACGAAAUAUUUCCUAUUUCUUUCAUUUUUGUCGAAUUUCUUUAAAUUUUGAAGCCGCUUCACUGCAAUACGCACGGCAAAACAGAACGUGCAAUAAGCUUGGUUCAAACAUUAUCAACCAACGUUCUAUAUAGUUUUUGAUGUUGGACAAAAACUUCCUCUGUGACUGUCACAACUUCACAACUGUAAGCUUUAUUAACAAACAUCGAAAACCCUUGAAAAUUAUGUGUAAUAAUGGUCCUGUCCUUUCGAUGUCAACGACUUAAUUUAUCUGGUUUUUCUUUUCUGUGUCAGUGUCGAUCGAUCUUCCUGGAAUUUAACAUCAAUUGGGAGAAACUUACAUUUUAUAUGUAAAUUUGAAAGAAGUUGAGUGGCUCCACCAACGCUAUUAUUGUAGUGUCAUUGUAGGAAUCUCAGCAAUUUUAGUUGCAUAAUAAAGAAAGAGAAUGAAAGGCUUGGAAAUAAUUUGUUAAAAAUUCUAAAACGUAAGAACCUAGGGGAAUCAAAAGGAAAACUGAUAUUAUAAAAGAUAUUGCCGUCGUCAAUUUACAUCACUUAAUUUAAGUCACCUUGGUGUGGAACAAAAUGUAAAAGAAAAUUUACGAACGAAAGCUGAUAGGAAUAAUAAAAUUCGUGAAAAUAAUAAAUUUACAAAUUUAAGUGUUGAUAAAAAUGUGAAAAUAUUUCAAAGCAAAAAAAUUUAUUAAAUGUAAAGAAUUUGAGGAAAAAAAAGGAUUCAAAAAUUAACUAUUUAAAAUGAAGAUAAUAAAGACUUGAACACAGAAGGUCAACUCAUUUUAUGUGUUAAAAAUUCUUCACAAACAAAAAAAUUAUAAAAAAGCUUUCCUCGCGAGAUUGUUUCGUCAAACUCCGAUAAAAGCUCGACGAAGAAAAUUAUUCAAAAUUGGGCAUAGGUACGUCAAGACAACGUAGGUAAUUUUUACUCAAGCUUUUGUUGCAAGCUCUCACUGGGAGCUUACCGAAGUUCAUUGCAGACAAACACGUUGUUCUGAUGGCUUAGCAUUAACACCAUUAUGGUAUUACACUCAAAAACGUUGAAUAAUUUAAUGAAUUCAUGUCUAAUCACUGUUUCUAAUCACUGUUUUAUCAGCUAGGAAAUACAUAACUGAGUCAAUGAACUGACUAUGCGUAUUGAGGAUGAAGCAUCUUUUAAUUAAGCCCGACGUAGGACAUUCGAUUGCGUUUUCACAAUAUAAUUUGUACGGUGUGCCCACACACGAUCACGGCACUGCAUCAAUUCAUAAAAACGACUCUUCAGUAUUGAGGAGAAUUCUGCUGCUUUAAGGUUUGUGUGAGGUUCUCCAAGACCAAAUCUUCUAGUGCGGAUGUUAACUUCCGAAACAUCAAAGAAAUAGGGAGCGUUGUUGCACACUCUCCAGAAACGUUUCUCUGUCAAUAACAAACAUUUAGGGAGGGAGGGCCAAAAACUUAUUUUUUUCAUACAAACUUUGUAACAAUUUGGACGUUGACUUCCUAAGUACUCGAAAGUAAUUUGUUAGUUAACUUUAGUGGGCUUUCGUGAGCUUCGACUUCUUAUGACUUUUUCCAGAGAAAAUUUAAAUUUUUCUGACGAAAUCGUUGAAUGAGGUCUGUGAGCUUAAUAUGCGAAAGCUACCGUUAAAGCUAACAGAUAAAUCAAUUAUGGUGUGAAGUAAUACUUCAAGUAUCUGAGUUGGACAUAAUUCAUAAUUCGCGUAUCAUAAUGUGUGUUACGUGUUACGCCCACCAAAAAUUUUCCUUUGUCACCACCGAAAAGGACAUCGAACAUUUUCAACACAUUUGAAAUUUCUUUGUAAAUGCUAAACGUUGUAUUUUUGUGCACAUUUAAAUAACCUAUACCC